AUGGCGCGGUGGUUGUCAUUCUUUGCAGAAUACAACUUUACGGUCGAGUACAAACCAGGACGACUUAGUGUCGUCGCUGAUGCACUCUCACGUCGUCCCGACUUUGAGCCAGUCGUGAAAUCCAAAAGUGAGACAGCCACUGUUGCGGUUAUGACGUCCUCAGUACCAUCUUCAACGUUGCAUGAUGAUGUGAGGCGGGCCUACGCCCAAGAUGCCAUUUCUGGUGACACACCACGUGUUGUCAUUCCAGAUGGAACUGAUCUGCGUUUGCGGAUCAUGUUCGAGUAUCAAGAUGCUCCUAUGGGAGGACAUCGUGGCCGGGAGAAAACGUAUCUCACGGUGAGUCGAGACUUUUACUGGCCCCGCCAGUAUCAGUUUGUGCGAAAGUAUGUUCGCGCAUGCGAAGUCUGUCAACGAGUGAAGUCAAGUCCUUCACUGCGUGCACCUUUACAGCCUCUACCGGUUCCGGCAGAGUGCUGGGAAUCCAUCUCAAUGGAUUUCGUCUUCGGGUUACCCAAAGACGCACGCGGGAAUACGGGUAUUCUCGUAUUUCUUGACAGAUUCAGCAAAAUGGUACACCUUGUGGCUGUACCAGAGACAAUCACGGCAAGUGGCUGUGCUUGUGUCUUUAUUGACACCAUCUUCCGACUUCAUGGGUUGCCCCGUGAACUCGUAUCAGACAGAGAUCCACGCUUCACUGCUGAUUUCUGGCGUUCCGUGCUCAAAUCACUCGGAACGCGCUUGAAGAUGUCGACAUUUGAUAAUCCAGAGUCAGAUGGUCAGACGGAACGUGCCAAUCGUGUCCUCGAAGAGAUACUUGGAGGCUACGUACACUCCUAA
This is a messenger RNA of Peronospora matthiolae, 840 nucleotides long. NCBI's taxonomy places the organism in Eukaryota, Oomycota, Peronosporomycetes, Peronosporales, Peronosporaceae. The record is from the annotation of a GenBank genome assembly.